Messenger RNA from Pseudogymnoascus destructans, 2959 nucleotides. RefSeq lists its product as uncharacterized. Gene Ontology annotation, biological process: DNA recombination; double-strand break repair via alternative nonhomologous end joining; mitochondrial DNA repair. The transcript has 2 exons. The record is from RefSeq and is a predicted model, not a curated record. NCBI's taxonomy places the organism in Eukaryota, Fungi, Ascomycota, Leotiomycetes, Thelebolales, Thelebolaceae. Bases 231 to 2882 code for a protein of 883 amino acids. Gene Ontology annotation, molecular function: DNA binding; ATP binding; DNA ligase (ATP) activity. Gene Ontology annotation, cellular component: DNA ligase III-XRCC1 complex.
CAUGCACCAUCAUGGAGACAGCGUAGCAACGACAGAGGUCCAACAACUUUCCAUGUCUUCAGAGUAGCUUGACAAACUGAUCAUUCGAUCGUUUUAGCCAGGCGACACAUGGAUGCGCAAUACGGGCAUUACAGGUGGCGAGAACACAAGGAGGCUCAUGGCAUAUGCGCAUUAUCAGAGUGGUUACUGGAGACCAGAGGAAUUAAGAUCAUGAGUGGGAACCUCAAAUAAUGGCGCCCCCUGCAAAGCGACCAAAGCUCAAUAGUAGCAAAUCUUCGCCGGCGAAGCAAAGAGGGCUAGACUAUUUCUUCAGUAAACAGAAGGGGGGGUCUCCAGCCAAAUCCAGCCAAAAUCACCAGGAUGCGCACGCAGAAGAUACUACAACCGAGCUUACCGACGAGCAGCUUGCUAGAAAGCUUCAAGCUCAAUGGGAUGAAGAAGACGCGGGGUCAUCGACAGUCGCGGUGCCGAGACAAGACGAUAUAGGCUCUCCUCUUGUGGCAUCGGAGCAGCUGAAUGAUGAUGUCCCAAUAACAGACACCGAUAAUGCUGAACAGAGGCAAGAUAAUAAGGCAGGCGAAAUCCCUAGCACUGUGUCUAUGGGGACGAGCUCGUUUAUGAGCAAAGACAGCAGCUCCAGCAAUCUGGCCCUCAAAGUCAAGAAUAAUCUAGCUCUACAAUCCGCUGUCUCGGAAGAGGAUUCGAUAUCCAGUGGCAUUUGUUUUGACGAAAGUCCUCUCACAUUUGAUCCGCAUAAAUAUCUCCCGGACCUUCAAAAGCAGUGGGCUGGGCACGGUGGUAAUGCAUCUUAUGCCCUGGUCAUUAGAUGCUUUGUUCUGGUAAAUAGUACGCAAAGUAGGAUUAAGAUCGUGGAUACUCUAGUUAACCUACUGAGAACCAUCAUUGAAGGGGAUCCAAGUAGUCUGCUACCUACUGUAUGGCUUGCCACAAAUGCAAUAUCACCACCUUAUAUAUCGCUUGAGCUUGGUCUGGGUGGUUCAGCUAUAUCCAAGGCGUUAAAACAGGCAUGCGGUUUGGAUAGCAACUCUCUCAAGGCACUCUAUAAUAAAGUUGGCGACGCUGGAGACGUGGCAUUUGAAGCAAAGAAGAGGCAAACCUUUACCCUACGAAAACCAAAACCUCUGACGAUCAAAACGGUCUACGACUCUCUCGUCCAGAUAGCAACCGUUCAAGGCACAGGGAGCGGUGAAAGGAAACAGCGGAUUGUGGACAAGCUGUUACAAGAUGCCAGGGGCCCGGAGGAAAGCCGAUACCUUGUUCGGACGCUCUGUCAGCAUCUUCGCAUUGGAGCAGUCAAAACUACGAUGCUUAUAGCUUUGUCGAGGGCAUUCUUGUUGUCACGUCCUACAAAUGCAGAGUUUUCAUUGAGGUCACAGGCAGAGCUAAGUGCACUCAAGAAAGACUCUCUAGCGGAAGUAUGGUCCAAGGCAGAAGAGACGGUGAAAGCUUGUUUUGCAAAAAGGCCUAACUACAGUGACCUUGUUCCUGCACUCCUUGAAAUCGGAGUGUGUGACGAGCUCCCUAUCAGGUGUGGCCUUGGGCUCCACGUGCCUCUGAUGCCUAUGUUGGGCAAUAUCACUCGCGAUCUGUCUGAGAUGCUCACAAAGCUUCAGGGUCGAGAUUUUAGUUGCGAGUUCAAAUAUGAUGGGCAAAGGGCGCAGGUGCAUUGCGACGCCAACGGGAAGGUUUCGAUUUUUUCGCGCCACUUAGAGCUCAUGACCGACAAAUACCCAGAUCUCGUUGCAUUGAUACCCAAAAUCCGCGGUGAUAGCGUCAAUAGCUUCAUUUUGGAAGGGGAGGUGGUCGCUGUGGAUCGAGAUACAGGUGAUCUUAAGACAUUCCAGACGCUCACGAAUCGCGCUCGAAAGGAUGUGGCUAUUGGAAGCAUCACAAUCGAUGUUUGCCUUUUUGCAUUUGAUCUCAUGUAUCUCAAUGGUGAGCCGUUGUUGGACAGGCCAUUUCGAGAGCGACGGUCGCUGCUGAGAAGUCUUUUUGUCGAGCUACCACGACAUUUCACUUGGGUACAGAAUAUGGAUGCAACAUCACAGGAUUCAGAGACAAUUCUUGAGUUUUUUAAAAGCGCAACGGACGCCAAGUGUGAAGGGAUUAUGGUCAAGAUCCUCGAUAACCUUCCAGAUCCCAGCCUCGACGUAAAGCCCGAAGACGAAGAGACUGUUGCAGAUGCCGAUGAAUUACAAGCUUCAGCGGUAAUUUCCAGGAAGGGGAAACAGAAGAAGAACCGUGAAAAGGAACCAGAAAAGGAAAAACGUGCAGGCCGGAGAAAGGCUCUGUUGUCUACAUACGAACCAGACAAGCGACUUGACUCUUGGCUCAAGGUCAAGAAAGACUACAGCGCAACCUUCGAUAGUCUAGAUCUCAUCCCCAUUGCCGGUUGGCAUGGUCAAGGGCGCAAAUCCAAGUUCUGGUCCCCUAUCCUGCUGGCUGUCCGGAACGAGACGACAGGAAGUCUUGAGGCCGUAUGCAAAUGCAUAUCGGGGUUUACAGACAAUUUCUACAAAGCUAACAAGGAGUUUUACGAUGAAGAUGGCCCGAAUGUGUUAGAUAGCAAGCCUAGCUACAUAGACUAUACUGGAGGUUACCCGGAUGUCUGGUUCGAACCCAAAGAGGUCUGGGAGAUGGCGUUUGCAGAUAUUACCAUCAGUCCCGUGUACACGGCGGCGAUUGGUUUGCUCACAGAAGAUAAAGGCGUUAGUUUGCGAUUCCCCAGGUUCCUGAAGAAAAGAGAAGACAAGGGAAUUGAUGAGGCGAGUACGAGUGACUUUCUCGCUGGUUUGUGGAGGAAGCAGGAGGUCAGAGUCACAAAGGAGGUACAGAACGAUGUGGGCAAUUCUGAAGAAUAGAACGCUCCAGCUGUCGGCUUUGCGAUACAUUUAUUUAUGAGGCAUAAUACGGUAUAAUUUUGUAACUUAGGUGUGUG